GGUGUCAAACAGCCUCAGUCAGCGGUUCAGUCACCGCUGGGUGGUGUUCUGUGGUGGUGUCCUGUCAGUGGUAGGAUUGGUCGCCACAAGCUUCGUACGAGAUGUAGAGUGGUUCUUUAUAACAUACGGAGUCAUCACAGGACUCGGGUUUGGGCUCAUCUUGGCACCUGCGCUAGUAAUGCCGGGACUUUAUUUUGAAAAGAAGCUUCCAUUGGCCCUUGGUCUCAGUUCCUCCGGUUCGGGAUUGGGAUCCUUCAUAUUCCCAAACCUAAUGAGAUUUCUUCUGGAUGAGUACUCUGUUGGCGGUUGUUUGCUCAUCAUGGGAGGAAUUAUGCUACAUGUUUGUCCAUUUGCUCUUCUUUAUCGACCAACACUGUACUGGGAGAGGAAAGGUUACACACCAAACAAACCAAAACAUUUUAGGUCAGAGAAAAAUUAUGUAGAGCAUGCCGACGAUGAAAAGUUUCAAGAUGAAGAAUGCAGUGCAUUACUCUUAAUUCAAAAAGGAGAAAAGGAUGUAGAAAAAUCAGGAUCUAUCUUAAAAAGUGCUUCUGUGUCAGGCAUAUAUAAAACAAAAUCUUUACCUUCUUUAUCAAUUAUCCCUAAUAAACACAGCAUCACAUCUUCCAUCAGCGAAAGCAACAUAUCUUCGACGAAGAAUGUUUCAAAUUCAGAGAUUUCAAAAAAUAAAUGUAAGCCAUCCAUUAAAUCAAAGGGGUAUGUACAAAAAUUAGAAAAAACCCCGAUCAUAGACUGGGCGAUGCUUAAGAAUCCCUUAUUUAUUUUCACCAAUAUAGGUAUCGUUUUAGCCAUUUUCGCUCAUCACAACGUGUUCAAUUUUAUCCCUUCCUUGGCAGACGAGCUCGGCUUUCUGGAAUCUGAAGGAGCUUUGUGUGUUUCUAUAGUGGGAGUUACCGAUCUGAUAGGAAGGGUCUCUGGUGGUAUCAUAGGAAACGCAUGCUUUAAAAGAAGAAUCAAGCUAUAUAUAAUUUGUCUGCUGGUAUUUUCCACAUGUUUAAUGAUUGUGGUCCAUAUAACCUAUUUUUACGUCUUCAUCGUUUUCUGCGGUGUUUUAGGAUUCACGACAGGAGGGUAUAUCGGGGUACAGCUUGCUACAAUUGCUGACGAGCUGGGGAGAGAGAACCUAUCUACAGCUUGGGGAUAUAUUGCCUUCUUCUCAUCAUUCUCCAUUUUGAUAAAUCCUGUUCUCUCAGGUGCAAUCAAAGACUACUCUGGGUCGUGGAAGAAUGCGUUUAGAUUGUCGUCUGCUUGUGGACUUGUAGGUACAUGUGUUCUUUUCACAGAACUUAUUGUUCGAAAACAUUUACAUAAGAAGUCUUAACAUGAAGUUACAUUAUAAAAUUGUUAAAAGAUUCAAGAUGAAAUUUGCCGUCCAGUUUUUGCAUUCAAACGUGUGCAAGGAUUUAAAACAACUUAGAUAUAUCUCAAACUGGACUAAGGUGUGCAUUACAUCUGUUUAUUUGUGAUUUAAUUCUGUAAAAUAUUAUUGAUCAAUAAAAUUCUAUGAGCUGGUUUU
Saccostrea cuccullata (small rock oyster) is the source of this 1537-nucleotide messenger RNA. Its product is annotated as monocarboxylate transporter 5-like. Gene Ontology annotation, molecular function: monocarboxylic acid transmembrane transporter activity. The coding region runs from base 179 to 1342 and encodes 387 amino acids. NCBI's taxonomy places the organism in Eukaryota, Metazoa, Mollusca, Bivalvia, Ostreida, Ostreidae. Gene Ontology annotation, cellular component: membrane. Gene Ontology annotation, biological process: transmembrane transport. The record is from RefSeq and is a predicted model, not a curated record. The transcript has 3 exons.